This is a messenger RNA of Miniopterus natalensis, 1592 nucleotides long. Lineage: Eukaryota; Metazoa; Chordata; Mammalia; Chiroptera; Miniopteridae. The record is from RefSeq and is a predicted model, not a curated record.
CACUCACGGGGACUAAUGCCCCCACACCCUUGUGUCCCCAGCCCUCCACUGCCACACAGCCAGGCUGACCAGUAUGACCUCAGCUGGGACCAGCAGCUCAACCUGGCCUACGUGGGCGCCGUCCCUCACGGUGGCAUCGAGCAGGUCCGGACCCACUGGCUGCUGGACCUCGUCACUGCCAGAAAUUCGGCUGAGCAGGGCCUCAGCUACAACUUCACUCACCUGGAUGGGUACCUGGACCUUCUCAGGGAGAACCAGCUCCUCCCGGGCUUUGAGCUGAUGGGCAGCCCCUCUGGACACUUCACCGACUUUGAUGACAAACGACAGGUGUUUGAGUGGAAGGAACUGGUCUCCCUCCUGGCCAGGAGAUACAUUGGUAGGUACGGACUGGCUCAGGUUUCCAAGUGGAACUUCGAGACGUGGAACGAGCCCGACCACCACGACUUUGACAACGUGUCCAUGACUAUGCAAGGCUUCUUCAACUACUAUGACGCCUGCUCCGAGGGGCUGCGCGAGGCCAGCCCCGCCUUGCGCCUGGGCGGCCCUGGGGACGCCUUCCACGCGCCGCCGCGCUCCCCGCUGAGCUGGGGCCUCCUGGAGCACUGUCACCACGGCACCAACUUCUUCACGGGGGAGGUGGGCGUGCGGCUGGACUACAUCGCCCUCCACAGGAAGGGCGCGGGCAGCUCCGUCUACAUCCUGGAGCAGGAGCAGGAGGUGCUGCGGCAGAUACAGCAGCGCUUCCCCAAGUUCGCCGACACCCCCGUUUACAACGACGAGGCGGACCCGCUGGUGGGCUGGUCGCUGCCGCAGGCGUGGAGGGCCGACGUGACCUACGCGGCCAUGGUGGUGAAGGUCAUCGCCCAGCACCAGGACCGGCUGGUGGCCAACAGCAGCUUCCCCGUGCGCUACGCGCUCCUGAGCAACGACAACGCCUUCCUGAGUUACCACCCGCACCCCUUCGCCCAGCGCACGCUCACCGCCCGCUUCCAGGCCCUGGGCGGGAGAGGGUGCCACCACCCCGCGGUGACCGCUGCCCCAUGCCCAGCAGACGGUGAGCAGCUCUGGGCCGAGGUGUCGCGGGCCGGGGUGGUGCUGGACACCAACCACACUGUGGGCGUCCUGGCCAGCGCCCACCGCCCCACUGGCCCCGCAGACGCCUGGCGCGCCACGGUGCUGGUCUACGCGAGCGACGACACCCGCGCCCACGCCAACCGCAGCGUCCCCUUGACCCUGCGCCUGCACGGGUGCCUGUGGACGUAUGAGAUCCAGUUCUCCCCGGGUGGUCAGGGGUAUGCCCUCAUCAGCAGGAAGCCCUCAACUUUUAACCUCUUUGUGUUCAGCCCAGACACAGCUGUCGUCUCUGGAUCCUACCAGGUCCGAGCUGUGGACUACUGGGCACGGCCAGGCCCUUUCUCAGACCCUGUGCAGUACCUGGAGGUCUCUGCUCCAUGAGGGCCACUACUGUCCAGUGACUUUGAGCCUGUGCAGACCAAUGGGCUAGACCAGCACCAGCUGUCAGUUGGCCAUCAGCUCUGUCCAUCCCCUCCUGCCCUGUCACUUGCCCCCUUAAAGUGCCUUUCCACACCAUG